AAACAAGCAAAAGGUUUUUUUUUUUUUUUUGCUUUUCCACGGUUGAUAAGUUUAAAAAUUCUAUUGUUUUCUCUUCGUUAAUGAAAUCCAUCUUGUAAAACGGAGGUCCAUGGGUGGAGGAUUCACAUGUUCUAUGAUACAAAAAAAUAGUGAAACCCGAUGGUCCCUCAAUUACUUCCUCUAAAAGCCGAAAUCCGGUUAAAAUUGAUAUAUCUAGUGUUAAAAGCCUCCAUUAAAUUAUUUUUAUUACAUAGCUAUAAUCAUAUUCAGUUUCUUGUCGCGGUCUAACGAUCAAAGCUAACUUAAAUUAAGCAAUCAUUUAUUAAUAAAUAUUGAUAGUUAAAUCAAUGUUCCAAUAAUACUUACCACCUGCGAGACACGUAAUGGUUUGAUACCGACAACCCUUUUUAACCGCAAAACGGAACUUCUUUUUUUAGUCUCUCGGUGUUGCAUAAACGCUGUCACAUAUCAAAGAAUCGGCUAACUCCGGUUCAUAGAGUCAUAUUCUUGGUAAACCACUAUGGAAAUAAUUUUCAGCACGAUGCUGGUGUUCGUCAGAUUUAUGCAUUUCCUCACGCGCCCAAUUUAUACUUUAAUAUGUAAGGGUAAAAGGGAAGUAGUGCCUCCGGUAAGAGAUCCGCUCUUCAAAAUUCAUGCCGUCGAGUUGGCUAGAAGGAUAAGGUCUAAAGAGAUGUCCAGCGAGGAAAUAUGCGAAGCGUACAUUCGCAGGAUCAAAGAAGUUAACCCCAUUAUAAACGCCGUCGUGGAGGACCGCUUUGAGGAAGCGAUGAAAGACGCAAAAGCGGUCGAUGAAUAUUUAAAAGCGACAUCUCUAUCAGAGUUGGAGAUUGAAAAGAUCAAACCUUUACUCGGGGUACCGAUGACAAUUAAAGAAAGCUGUUCGGUGGAGGGAAUGAGUAUCAGCGUCGGAGUUGUAAGUAGAGCCGGCAUGAAAGCGGAGAAGGAUUGCGACGCCGUAGCUAUUUUGAGAUCAUCGGGUGCCAUUUUACUUUUGGUGUCCAACACACCAGAAUUCUGUCUCAGCUGGGAGACGUACAAUUUUAUUACAGGAUGUACCAAAAAUCCGUAUGACAGCACACGCACAAGCGGCGGCUCCAGUGGUGGAGAAGGCGCUUUGCUAGGAUCGGGAGCCUCCCUCAUCGGUCUUGGAUCGGAUGUUGCAGGCUCCAUCAGACUUCCUGCCAUGUUCAAUGGAGUUUUCGGCCAUAAACCAACACCGCAAAUUUUAAGUAUUAAAGGUCACAUGCCCGACUGUAGCGACAAGAGGAGCAGUCUCUAUCUAGUCACAGGCCCGAUAGCGCGUUAUUCUUGCGACCUCAAAUUUAUUUUAAAGAUCUUGGUGGGUAAUAAGAUGAGUUCGGAGUUGAAGCUAGAUGAACCGGUAAACUUAAGGGACUUGAAAGUAUUUUACAUGGUGGACUUUGGAAGUGGACUAACUCAACUUCCAGUAGAGAGCAGUAUUAAGAACGCCAUCAAUGGGGCGGUCAAGCAUCUGACCACGACAUGCGGUGCCACACUCGACGAAUACAAAUUCUGGCACUUCAAAGAUUCCAUCUCGGUCUGCUUUUCCACGGUAUCGAAUAUGCGAGACGUGCCUAAUUCGCUAAAAUUAGCGAAAGCGAAUCUCGCAGUGGAAAUAAUGAAGUCGAUCUGCGGACUCUCCAAAUUUACCAUCAACAUGAUGUUCUUCAAUUGCAUGCGCAUAUUGUACAAAUACGUAGUCUCGGAUUACGUGAUGGAAAACGAAAUGUGGCGAACUGCUAUCGCGGAGAAACUUGAUAAAAAUGGAGUGCUGAUACUACCCUCGUUCGUGGGACCUGCACAACGACACCAUCAAUUUUAUUUUAAACCGGCCCUCGGAUAUCUUAUAAUAGCCAACGCCUUGGGGUUGCCUUCCACUAGUAUACCGUGCGGACUGGACCACCGUGACAUGCCAAUUGGAUUUCAGGUAAUGGCAGCCCCGGGACAAGAUCGAUUAUGUCUAGCGGUGGCGGAAGAAUUGGAGCGAUACUUCGGGGGAUGGGUACCUCCUAACGAACUAACCAUCAAAGUUUUUGGAGAGAACAAGGCUGAACGACAGGCGAAAUACUAUGCGUUUUUGGAAGAAGAUACAGUACCUAAAGUGAGAUGCGGACUGCCAUUAAAGGAAUGCCGUCAAUCGGCGUCCGACGCACCAAUAGCAAAAAAAAAUCAAAUCGAUGGUGUCUUGGUCAAGGUUCCACCACUUUCCGACGGCGACAUGGAAAUAAUUUUCAAUCUACUCCUCGCGAUUCUCAGGUUUUUAAACGCUUUAACCGCCCCGAUUUUCAACUACAGGGCGAAAGGAAAGAGACAAGUGCUGCCGCCUUUUAAAAACGAGUUGCUUAGGAUCAGCGCGACCGAGUUGGCGAAAAAAAUCCGGACCAAAGAGAUAUCCAGUAGGGAAAUAUGCAAAGCUUACAUCCGGAGAAUCAAAGAGGUAAACCCGAUCCUCAACGCCAUCGUGGAGGAACGUUUCGUCCAAGCGUUGAAAGACGCGAAAGCGGUGGAUGAGUCGCUGAAGACUACGUCGCUGUGUGCCACUGAAUUGGAGAAAAUCAAACCUCUGCUGGGUGUGCCGAUCACCGUCAAGGAAAGCUGUUCUGUCAAGGGCAUGAGCUUAUGUGUCGGAACCAUCUCUCGGAUAGGAUUUAAAGCGGAGACAGAUGGGGAAGUUGUCGCAAGGCUAAGGAGUUGCGGUGGAAUCCCCCUCUUGGUGUCCAACACAUCGGAGCUUUGUCUGGGUUGGGAAUCUAACAACCGCGUCACUGGGCGUACUAAUAAUCCUUACGAUAGUACCUGUACGACGUCGGGAUCGUCUGGAGGAGAGGGCGCAUUAUUAGGAGCUGGAGCGUCCCUGGUGGGAAUAGGUUCUGAUUUGGCGGGGUCCAUCAGAAUACCAGCCAUGUUCAACGGUAUCUUCGGCCAUAAACCAAGCCCAAAGAUUAUACCUAUCAAAGGACAUUAUCCUUCGAGUGGGGACGAGAGAGUAUCAGAUUUCUUGGUCAUAGGACCUAUGACGCGUUACGCGUGUGACCUCAAACUUUUGAUGACCGUAAUGGUCGGCAGCAAGCUCUCCGGCGAGUUAAAACUUAAUGAACCGGUAAACCUCGCCGACCUCAACGUAUUUCAUUUGGAAGACUUCGGGUUUUCGUUAAGUCUUCAAUCGGUGACCGAAAGUAUUCGACACGCGAUCAAAAUGUCCGUCACUCACCUGGAAAAAGUCUGCGGCUCGAAAAUACAAGAAUUUAAGUUUGAGGUUUUGAGGGAUGCCCUCAAAGUAUGCACCUCCGUUAUAAACUCCAUAGAAGACGUUCCCAACCCCAUGAAAUGGGCCAACACGAACUUGCCUAAAGAAGCAUGCAAGGUUGCGUUCAAUCAGUCCAAGUUUUCGUGGACCUUGAUAAACUUCUUCCUUCUGAGGGCGUUGUCCAGAUUUCUACUCGGCGACUACAGCGUUCAAAAGCGAACGGUGCAAGCUCUGAUUACGGAGAAAUUGGGAAGCAACGGCGUAUUCUUGCUGCCCAUAUUCACGGAACCCGCCCAUAAACACAACCAGUUUUGCUUCAAGCAAGCGUUCGAGUACAUUUUGCCUGCCAACGUGCUGGGACUGCCAGCUACAGUCGUCCCCUGUGGUUUCGACGGAAACGGAAUGCCCAUCGGUAUACAGGUUCUAGCCGGACCAAGGCAAGAUAGGCUUUGCCUGGCGGUAGCCGAGGAAUUGGAACGAUGUUUUGGCGGCUGGAUCCCACCACCUGAAUCAUAGCACCACUUGAUAUUGUACAUUAGAUACAGUAUUAAUGCUACCAAAACUGCAUUAAUUGUUUCAUCCACCAUCCCGUACAUAAUGAUAUACACAUUUUUAUUGGAUAAUAAAUUGUUGCUUAUUGAGGAAAAAAUUAGCCGCUUGUCUCAAAGUCCAUAAUGAAGCAGAUCCAUGAGCCAAAAAUCGUUUUUUUAGUUUUAUCUUAUUUUUUAGUUUUUUUUGGUGCAUAUAAAAGAAUGCUUGGUUAGUUUAAGUUUAAGUUAGUUUAGUUUAAAAAUUUUAUCGUUUCGGAAGUUUAAUUAUGCUUCGAAUUUGGCGCGAAACUUUCGAAUUGACACCCUUUGACAAAAAAGCUAUUCGUACUUUAUCUUUCUUCUUCCAUCCUAUAUUUUUGGGAGACCUUAAUGAAUUUUGUUAAAAACUGAAUGGGACAUAGGGGUCUCUUGUAUAGCAAUUUUACCUUUCAAACAAAAAAUGUUCAGAUUUUCACAGUGAUUUAUUGGUUUAUGACUGCUGCAUCAACAUGCCUUUAUCAAAUACAAAAUAUUACAUUAUUCCGACGUCUAUUCAUAGGGUGUUUCAAAUUCGACUCUCACCAUUAGGAUCUCGGUAAGAGAUACAGGGUGAUUUAAAUUAGUUGUAAAAGUUACACAUCGGUGAGUUAAAUAAUGUUCCGUUUUGAAAUUGAAGUUAUUUUGAUUACUUCCGGUUUUUGGUUUUUCUUUUUUUAUGUCUUUAUUUUAAAAUUUAGCAAAAAUCUGUGAAUACUCAUUGGCUUUUUUUGGGCUUCAUCUUACGACGUUUCGUUUUUAUAAAACCAUCAUCAACUUAAUUCUUUUUUAUGGUCGCCAUGUCAUCUCAAAUUCGAUUUGUGUUCCAUCAAAUUCGAUAUAUGUAACAAAAACUUGUAUACCAUAGUAAGCUAUGAAUUUUCAAACCUGUAGAUGACAUUUUAAUAUCUAGUUCAUUACUGUGUCGAACUUUACCGAUGACUCAAAACAAGAAAUGGUAAAACUUAAUUAUAAAAACGAUAAGGACGGUGUCAUGAUAUCGGAAAUGUACAUGUAUCCUGAAAGACGACAACCUCAUCAAAAGCUAUUAUCUUGAUUCGGGUUUAAAGGCCGUCGUCGAUUGGAAUUACUUCCUAACGUUUCGCUAGCACGAGUGGCGAGCUUCUUCAGAGGUCCUUCCAUCUCCGAUGUUUGACGUAGACUGACGAUUUCUCCUGCGCAGGUUGUAUUUAUGCCGAUUGGUGGUGGGCGGGGCCUGUUCCGCUUCGGUUGGUCUCGGGAUAUCGAUCGGUACUGCUCGGGCGUUCCUAAGGAUCGGGUUCCAGAUUUGGUUGAGUCUAAGGGUCUCCUCCUUUCGGUUGAAAUUGUGUGGGUGUUUUUGUAUCUCAAUGGCUUCCCUGACUAGUCUGUUGUGAUAGCCGUUGACCGAUGCUAGUAACUUACAGCUCUCAAAGUGUAUCCUGUGUUCCCCGCUGCCCAGUGCGUGUUCAGCUACUGCAGACUUCUCUGUAUGUCCUAGCCUGCAGCUUGCUUUAUGCUCCUUAAGUCUCGUUCCCAUUGAUCUCUUGGUAGUCCCGAUGUAGACCUUUCCGCAUGAACACGGAAUGCUGAAGAAGCUCGCCACUCGUGCUAGCGAAACGUUAGGAAGUAAUUCCAAUCGACGACGGCCUUUAAACCCGAAUCAAGAUAAUAGGUUAUCAACGGGCCGCGAAAGCCUUAACCAAUUUAUCAACCUCAUCAAACUUUGUUUAAGUUAUUGAACAGAAAUCUCGCUGAGUUUGCUUUGUUUGAAAAACUACAAUUAUCUCUUACCGUUACCGAGAUCCUAAUGGUGAGAGUCGAAUUUGAAACACCGGGUAUAUAAGCAGGUAGGAGCAGGAGACCCAUUCACAUCCAAUUAAUUCCAAUUUUUGUUUAGCUGGCAUAGCUAGCCAACAAAUUAAAUUUUUUGGAAUUAUGUAAAAUAUAAAAAUUGUCAAACUUUUUGCAUUUCUGAAUUUAAAUGAAUGGCAUGGUUAGAAUCCCAACUUUUAUUUUAAACGCUCUUUUAUGUUCGUUAACGCUCCACAUGAUCCACAUUUUAACUUCUGUGCUAUGGAUUUUUGAGUUUUUCGCGAUUUAGUUUUAUUAUAUUUUAAAAAUUUUAUUUCUCAAAUAGUCGUAACAAUUGUGAAACGCUAUUGGUUUUAUAAUAUCAUUUCUUUUUCAAAAUUUUCUCUGGAAAGUGAGAUAUUAAGUCUGUGGAUGAAAAAAUAAAAGGCGGCCAUUGUGUGUGGGUCAAAGUUAUUUGAAUAAUUAUAUAUUACUUGUUUAUGGUAAAUGGAAAAGUCUAAUUUGUUCGGUUCUUAGUUAUAGUCCACAAAGUGUGAAUAAAUAUCUACUUCCGUCUCUGUGAA
Messenger RNA from Cylas formicarius (sweet potato weevil), 6212 nucleotides. RefSeq lists its product as uncharacterized. The record is from RefSeq and is a predicted model, not a curated record. The transcript is spliced from 19 exons. NCBI's taxonomy places the organism in Eukaryota, Metazoa, Arthropoda, Insecta, Coleoptera, Brentidae. Bases 521 to 3805 code for a protein of 1094 amino acids.